Messenger RNA from Dendrobium catenatum, 843 nucleotides. RefSeq lists its product as uncharacterized. The coding region runs from base 1 to 843 and encodes 280 amino acids. The transcript is spliced from 2 exons. NCBI's taxonomy places the organism in Eukaryota, Viridiplantae, Streptophyta, Magnoliopsida, Asparagales, Orchidaceae. The record is from RefSeq and is a predicted model, not a curated record.
AUGGGAUUUUUUUAUGUUCCAUCUUGUGGUUUAUCUGGUGGAAUGGUGAUUCUUUGGAAGAACAAAGUUGCUGAGUUAUCAGUUAUUAACUACUCUUCUCAAGUGGUCAUUGGUGAUUUGAAGGUACAUAAUAAAUGUCUUUGGAGGAUAGCAACAGUGUAUGGCAGCAUUGAUGUGCAUAAAAGAAAGGAAUUAUGGGAAAUGUUGAACAAACAUUCAGAUGAAGAAAUACCUAUGGCAAUAGGUGGUGAUUUCAACUCCUCUUUUGCGGUGGUGAAGAAAGAAUGGAAUAGAAAUUAUGAAGGUGAUAGUUCUCAAGUGCUUAUCAAGAAAUUUCAAAAAUCUUUGAAAUCACUUUUCUAUUGGAGCAAGGCCAAACAUAAGGAUCUUAACAAUCUAAAAGAGGAGCUUAUGGUGGAAAUCUUGGAGCUUCAAAAUAAAGAAGCAUCUGAAGGAAUUCUCUCAGAAAUAGAUUACUGGAAUCUAAAAAACAAAGUUAAUGAGGUGAAUUCCAUAAUAGCGAGAUUGAAUGAUUGGUGGAAGCAAAGAGCCAAAGUGAAGUGGCUUGUGGAUGGUGAUAAUAAUUCAAAGUUUUUUCAUGCUUAUGCUAGUGCAAGGAGGAAUUCAAAUAAAAUUAUAAAAAUUAAAGAUGAAUUUGGUAAAGUGGUGGAAGAGCAAAAUCUGAUUGAAGAAACUUUCUUCAAUUAUUUUGGUAAGAAAUGGGAAGCUAAGAACUGCAUCCUUCAUGGGUGGCCUGAGGCAAAUGCUCGUUUGAACGAAUCUGAUAGAAGUCAACUGGAAGCAGAUUUUUCUGUGGAAGAAGUGGAGAGAGUGCUGAAAUAA